AUGGAGAUCCAAUCAACCCAAGAUACCCUCAUUGACUCACCAAAGCACAUGAACCAUUACAUUUACUUUGCGUCACCUCUCUUUAACACUAAGGAGUGUUUAUUCAAUGUAUCAAUCGCUUCAAAGUUAGAGUCUAAAGGACACAAAGUUUAUUUACCACAAAGAGAUGGGUUUGAGUUUUCGUAACUCACUCAGAUGCUGCCUGAUCAUUUCUCAGAAGAGGAAAAAAGCAAAGCUGUAGCUUGGAUCAUAUACUUAGCAGACCUUUCAAAGCUUUCUUAGGGAACCGUGUGCUUGGCAAACUUAGAUGAGCCUCUUGACCCAGGCGUUUUGAUUGAAAUAAUGUAUGCCAAGCAACUCGGCAUUCCCACUAUUGGAUAUAGAUGUGACAGCAGAACUCCGUUUGGUGCAUCAUCAAGCUGGAACUUUGGAAUGCAUUUCUUCCCAUUGUUCCAAUGUGACUACUUCAUCUCACUUAGCAAUGUUAAUACAGGGUCUGUUGACGAUUCUGAGAAACUAAUUACAGAUCUUGUCGGCAAGAUAGAAGAGAUCUAAAAUGAUCUACAUCCUAAAGUUACAAUUUAAAAAUUCGACGAUAUCAGAAUGAUGGCAGCUAAACUUAUACCAUAAGAUGUGAAUAAACUCAGUGAGUUACCACUAGAUAGAUUAGUCAACUAAUAUGUGGAGAUGAAAUCAAAGCUAGAAUCAAUGGAACCUCAAAUAAUCAAGAUGCACGAAACACACCAUUGA
Molecule: messenger RNA, 750 nt
Organism: Stylonychia lemnae
Lineage: Eukaryota; Ciliophora; Spirotrichea; Sporadotrichida; Oxytrichidae
Source: the annotation of a GenBank genome assembly